AUGGAUUCACUGCAGAAGGGAUGGUUUAGUGAGGCUGCAGAUGACUUUCCUGACCAAGCAUUCAGCCUUAAAGUGAAGGAGGUUCUGUUUGACAAGAAGUCAGCCUACCAACACGUCCUUGUUUUUCAAAGUGAGAGCUAUGGACGUGUCCUCGUCCUGGACGGUCGCAUUCAGCUGACGGAACGUGACGAACCCUUCUAUCAGGAAAUGAUAAGCUUUCUACCACUUAAUGUGCAUCCUUCUCCCCGUCGUGUCUUGAUCAUCGGCGGCGGAGAUGGUGGAGUUGCUCGUGAGGUGGCUCGGCAUUCCUGCGUCGAACAUGUUGACCUCGUCGACAUUGAUGAAGUGGUACUAGAGGCCUCCAAACAGUUUCUGCCCUUCACAGCAUCUGGCCUCUCACAUCCAAAGGUGACCGUCCACGUUGAAGAUGGAUUUCAGUUUUUGAAGAAAGCACGAACACAGAAGUAUGAUGUUGUCAUCACUGAUUCGACGGAUCCUGGAGGCACGUUUACCUGA
This is a messenger RNA of Dibothriocephalus latus, 516 nucleotides long. The record is from the annotation of a GenBank genome assembly. Lineage: Eukaryota; Metazoa; Platyhelminthes; Cestoda; Diphyllobothriidea; Diphyllobothriidae.